Debaryomyces fabryi is the source of this 2403-nucleotide messenger RNA. RefSeq names its product putative ATP-dependent RNA helicase (gene MAK5). Gene Ontology annotation, molecular function: ATP binding; RNA helicase activity; nucleic acid binding. Lineage: Eukaryota; Fungi; Ascomycota; Pichiomycetes; Serinales; Debaryomycetaceae. The record is from RefSeq and is a predicted model, not a curated record. Gene Ontology annotation, cellular component: nucleolus. The coding region runs from base 1 to 2403 and encodes 800 amino acids. The transcript has a single exon.
AUGAAAGUGUCAAAAGAUAGGAGUAAGAAAGGUGUCAAACCAAAGCAAAAGAAUUCUAGGAAGCCUUUAUCAUUGAAGCAAAAGUUGCAAAAGGAAUCUAAAAUUGUAAAGGUAGAUAAUUUAAACUGGAAAGCAGUUGAUAUACCGGACAAUUUAGAUGAUUAUCAAGGCUUUUAUGGGUUAGAAGAAAUUGAUGGAGUUGAUGUUAAAGUUUCUGGAGGUAAUGUAGAGUUUGUUGUUAAAGACGACUCCAAAGUUAAAAAAAGUGAUGAUGAGGACGAUGAAGAAGAUGAUGACGAUCAAGAUGAUGACGAUCAAGAUGAUGACGAUCAAGAUGAUCAAGAUGAUGAUGAUGAUGAUAUUCAAGACGAUGAUAUUCAUGAUGAUGCGGACAUUGACGAUGAAGAUGACUUUAAAGGAUUUGAUGACGAUAAUAAUAUUGAUGAGGCAGAAAAAAUCAUUGUUGAAAGUGCAAAUAAAGAAAAUAAAUCCAAAACCAAAAGUAAGGCAACGAGUGAAAAGGGUCCAAAGAAAGAUGCCUUAUUAGAAAGUGCCUUCAAAAAUGUUGAUUUGGUUUUACCGGACGAUAAUGAUAUUAAUUUACCUUACUGGGAUGGUUUAUCAUUAAGUCCAUUUACAUUAAAUGGAUUAUCAGCUUUGAAAUUUGAGAAGCCAACUGCAAUUCAGAAAAGAACAAUCCCUCUUGCAAUUGAAGGGAAAGAUGUUAUCGGAAAAGCUAUCACUGGUUCAGGUAAGACCCUUGCAUAUGGUAUACCAAUAUUGGAACGUCACCUUCAGAAAAUGUCGAAAGCUAAUCAAAGUAACAAGAAAAUAAUAAGCCCACCAACUGGAAUAAUUUUUGCUCCCACCAGAGAAUUAGCACAUCAAGUCGUAGAUCAUUUAAAUAAAAUUGCCAAAUUUACUCCGUUAUCUCAACAUGGUAUAGUGAGUAUUACUGGUGGUCUUUCUAUUCAAAAGCAAGAAAGACUAUUAUCCCAUGGUCCAGGUAUACUUGUGGCAACGCCUGGUAGAUUCUUAGAGUUAUUACAAAAAGAUAUGGAAUUAGUCCAAAGAUUAUCCUGUACUGAUAUAGUUGUGUUAGAUGAAGCUGAUAGGUUAUUGCAAGAUGGUCAUUUUGAUGAAUUUGUAAAAAUAUUGGAAUUAUUUGGUAAACAUAGACCUAGGGAUAAUAAAGAACUUGAGUGGAAAUGGCAGACUUUAGUUUUCAGUGCAACAUUUUCAAGGGAUUUAUUUGGUAAAUUGGAUAAGCACUUGAAAACUAACAAAAAUAAAGAGGAAAUGGGAAGCUCUUUGAUUGAUAAUGACGAAAUUUUACAAUUAUUGAACGACAAAUUGAAAUUCAAAGACUCGAAGCCAACAUUGAUUGAUGCAAAUCCUAAAGAAAUGGUUGCAGGUCAAAUUACAGAGGCUUUAGUUGAAUGUGGUCCAACUGAAAGAGAUUUAUAUUUGUAUUACUUCCUUUUAUUAUAUCCAGGAUCGACGUUAGUCUUUGCAAAUUCUAUCGAUUCAGUGAAGAGAUUAGCACCAUUCUUAAAUAACUUGAAGGUUCCUACAUUCUCAAUUCAUUCAUCAAUGAUCCAGAAACAGAGAUUAAGAACAUUAGAAAGAUUCAAAGAGGCUAGUUCGAAAAACUCCACUGCUGUUUUAAUAGCAUCAGAUGUGGCUGCUAGAGGAUUAGAUAUUCCAAAUAUUGAUCAUGUUGCUCAUUACCAUUUACCAAGGUCUGCUGAUGUCUACAUACACAGAUCUGGUAGAACAGGGAGAGCAGGAAAAGAGGGUGUUUCGGUUAUGUUUUGUUCACCUCAAGAAGCAUCUGGUCCUUUGAGAAAAUUAAGAAAAUUAGUUGCAAAUAAUACGAAGAAAAGGACACGCUUAAAUGCACAUAACGAUGUUAAGUUACUUCCACUUGAAAUGGACCUUGUUUCACAGAUUAAGCCAAGAGUAACACUUGCUUCUAAAUUAGCUGAUGCAGAGAGAUCUUCCUCAUCCACUAGAAAAGAAGAUAACUGGGUUCAUGAAGCAGCAGAAGAAUUGGGUAUUGAUAAUUUAUCGGACAUUGACAAUUUUGAAGAUGAUUUUAUCAAGAGACAAAGAAAGAGAAAAGAAAACAAGGCAUUGACCAAAGAUGAACUGAGAAGUUUGAGGUUAGAAUUAAAUGAUUUACUCUCCAAGCCGAUCAGAAAAAAUUCGAGAAGAUCAUAUUUAACAAGCGGUUUACAAAAUUUAGCUCAUCAAAUGGUAACGGGUAACACACACAAAGAAGUUUUAGGCCAUGCAAGUGUUAAUGCAUUAGAUGAUUUAAGAACCAAAAAAGUCAUUAAGAAAAAGCAAACCAAAGUCAAUAAAGCCAAUAAAACCAAUAAAGCAAAGGCAAAAAAAUAA